This is a messenger RNA of Chlorella variabilis, 726 nucleotides long. RefSeq lists its product as hypothetical. Gene Ontology annotation, biological process: double-strand break repair via homologous recombination. The record is from RefSeq and is a predicted model, not a curated record. NCBI's taxonomy places the organism in Eukaryota, Viridiplantae, Chlorophyta, Trebouxiophyceae, Chlorellales, Chlorellaceae. Gene Ontology annotation, molecular function: single-stranded DNA binding. Gene Ontology annotation, cellular component: Shu complex. The transcript is spliced from 5 exons. The coding region runs from base 1 to 726 and encodes 241 amino acids.
AUGCAAUUGGCUGACUUCCUUGGCUAUGCCGAGUGCCCCCCGGACCUGCGGCAGCAGCUGUGGGCGCUGCCGCCCUUCCCGCCCGCCACCCGCCACUGCCUGCUGAGCGGGCCCGAGCGCAGCGGCAAGACCUCCCUGCUCUUCCACACAGCGCUCGUGGCUGCGCGGCAGGGCAAGGAGGUGCUGCUGCUGUGCCGCAGGCAGAAGCUGGAGCAGAUGCCGCCGCUGCUGCCGGGCGGCGUCGCCAUCUCGGACGCUGCCUGGCAGCGAGUGAACAUCAAGUACCUGUCCAGCGGGACAGAUCUGCUGCGCUAUGUGUCGCUCAUCCAUGCACUGCCCGCGGGGCCUCCCGACCUGCUGCUGGUGGACGACCUCCAUGCUCUGGCCGACCUGCCCGCCGGAGACCGCUCACGCCCGCGCGACAUGGCCCUCUGCCGCAUCCUGGCCUCCCUGCACGAAGCAGCGAACGUCGCCUCCCAGCUGAAGGGCAGCCCCUGCCAGCUGAUUGUCACAGAGUCCAGCCACGUGGAGGGUCCUCGCCUGCUGUACAUCUUGCAGCGCUGGCUGCCGCUGGUGCUGCACAUUCGACCGGCUGGCGCUGCGCAUGCACUGGCCCUGCUCAACCCACAGCCGCACAUUCCGUGCACGUGCCUGGCACAGCUGCGGUUCUCUGUCAAGCACAGUGCACUCACGCUGGAGGGGAUGCAGCUGGGUGUGUGCUGGUGA